AUGGACACCCCAGACUCUUACUCCAGCGCCGCCUACUCCUCCGACGAAAGCCGCCCGCAACGCCCUCCCCGCCGGCGCUCCCGCUCCUCCGACGACGAGGAGAAGACCAAACUCUCCGACAUCGGCCAGACACCCGAGGUCAAGGAGUUCUACCGCAAAAGCCGGCGCGACCUCUGGGAGGACUGGGCGCCCGAGUACGUCGGCCUCGCGGGCUCCGCCGCCGCCUCGGCCAAGUUCGCCCUCAUCGCGCGCCGCGAGGUCAACGUCGAGGCGACCGACGGCAACGUUCUCGCGCUGCACUCCGUCAUCGUCAACAGCCCGCACAUCAAGCGCGCGCUGGGCGACGUGUUUAGCGGGUACCCUGGCGUCAGCACGACGCUGAAGAAGGUCGAGUUCAAGGAGCCGUUCCAGCCGUUCUUCCACCGCUGGCGGGCGCUGCAGAAGUGCGUGGAGGAUGGGGCGGACGAGCUGGCGAGGCAGCAUGUGAAGCUGCUGUAUGAUGUGCUGGCGCCGGAGAUCAAGCCGCAGAUUGAGCGCGCGCGGGACCUGAGGAAGAAUGAGGUGGUCUCGUUUGACUAUCUCUGGACGCUUUUCGAGCCUGAUACGGAGGCGUAUGCGCGGGUUGACGACCAGGAUCGGUUGUUCCUCAUCAAGAGUGCUCGAUAUGAACCGCGGUCGGGUGGGAGCGUCGUCUUUGCGCUAAAAUGUCAGUUCGUUGACACAGAUGGCUUGAGAUUCGGGCUUGCUUCAAAGGUGUUUGAAGUUCACAUGUUUGAUGACUUGUUGCCGAUCCGGGAGCUGGCGAUCUAUCCCAGUAAUCUGCAUCCGGGGAUGAAGAAGAUCCGGGAAAAGCUUGAAGCUAGAGGGAAGUUGUUCGAGAGCUACAAGGGAUUUCAUUACAAGGGCUAUUCCGGAAUAUUUGAAUAUGGACACGGAGAUUUCAAAGGUGUCGAGAGACGACAGAUUGAGCAUGGCCGCAUCAUCAUCGACGGCGAGUCGUACUGCCGGUACGAAUACCAGGCCGCUCCUCGCCUGAAGAAACUGAGGGACCCCACUGCUAAGAAGGAGAAGUUGGGUGCUCUCAAAGGACGGAUGAAAGGCCGCCGGGGGAGUUUCGGCUUGCCGUACAGCCCGCCGCGUCGGGGCAGAAUGCGAUAUGUCGAAUCCGCAACAGCGGGCCUGGCGAAUGAGGCAGACAAGGAGUUGACUGCGAAUCAGCGCGAACUCGCUUCGCCUAUGGUGCGGGGCUUCGACUUGACGUCGAAGAAAUGGGGGCUGUUUUUCAUCGACUCGGUGACGGAGGUGGAGUGGAACGAGGGGGCUUUUGACCAGCUUGUCUUGCCGCACGACUACAAGACCAUCAUGCGUGCUUUCGUCGAGGCACAGAUGUCUUCAGCCAGUGGCUUUGACGAUAUCAUUCGUGGCAAAGUGGCCGAAGCGAUGAAGAAGCCCCUCUACGCCAUGAGCGCUGGCGAACUAGGAAUCACCGCCGACGACGUGGAAGAUUCCCUCCGUCGCGUGCUUGAGAUGUGCACCAAAUGGCAAGCUGUGCUGCUCCUCGACGAAUGUGACAUCUUCCUCGAGAAGAGACGAGCUUCUGACCUCCAGCGCAAUCAGAUUGUCUCAGUUUUCCUGAGACUGCUGGAGUACUACAAAGGCGUCAUGCUCCUGACCACCAACCGCGUGGAGGCUUUUGACCCGGCUUUCGAGUCCCGUAUACAUCUGACCAUCAACUACCCUGCGCUCGACUUUGACUCGCGGCUGCAUGUUUGGAAGGUCUUCAUUGACUGCCGCAAGCUCGACACUACCGGGGCGCUGGAACCCCGGCAAUUCCGUCUCGAGGAGGAAGACUUCAAGGCGCUGGCAAAGCUUGAGCUGAACGGUCGUGAGAUCAAGAACGUGGUCAAGACGGCGUCACUGCUCGCGGUGCGCGACGGAGCGCCGUUGGGAAUUGAGCAUGUGAGAGCCGUGCUCAGGGUCAGGCGAGGGAAGCCCGCGGCUGUUGGGAGUAUUGACACUGGCCUGGGAGAUGAGAUCUAG
Molecule: messenger RNA, 2040 nt
Organism: Colletotrichum chrysophilum
Lineage: Eukaryota; Fungi; Ascomycota; Sordariomycetes; Glomerellales; Glomerellaceae
Exons: 5
Coding region: 1-2040 (679 amino acids)
Molecular function (GO): ATP binding; ATP hydrolysis activity
Source: RefSeq, a predicted model, not a curated record